AUGGGCCCCCCGGGCUCCGGGAAGGGCACGAUCUCGGCGCGGAUCAUCAAGCACUUCGGGCUGAAGCACCUCUCCAGCGGGGACCUGCUGAGGGACAACAUGCAGAGGAGGACAGGUCGUGGCACCCUGUGUGUGCGGGCUCGCCGGCAUUCGGUGGUGCGAACCGUGUGGUCCUGGACCCUACCCUCCGUCUCUCCUCCGAGAUACCCCCCCUGGGUUUUUGCAGUGAAGGAAGGUCCCCUUCUGGCAUGCACGUCAGCUGUAUUCGUGCUGUGGUCCGAAAUCUUGCGAGGACUGCGCGUGGUGAGGGCCAGAAGUUGGAAUCCUUGCCAAGUCUUACAUUGAUCAGGGACGGCUUAUUCCAGAUGACAUCAUGACACGGCUGAUGCUGAAUGAACUAAAAGGUCUAGAUCGGUACAACUGGCUGCUGGAUGGUUUCCCUAGAACGGUUGCUCAGGCAGAAGCCUUGGAUAAAGUUUGUCAAAUAGACACUGUGAUCGACCUAGAUGUACCGUUUGAAAACAUAAAAUGUCGGCUUACAGCACGUUGGAUCCACCCUGCUAGUGGCAGAGUCUACAAUCUUGAAUUCAGUCCUCCUAAAGUGCGGGGCAUUGAUGAUAUUACCGGAGAACCACUUGUUCAGCGAGAUGAUGAUAAGCCAGAGACGGUUACCAAGAGGCUGCAGGCUUACGAUGCAGAAACAAGACCUGUUCUAGAGUAUUAUCGGGAAAAAGGGUUGUUGAAAUCCUUCUCUGGAACAGAAACCAAUAAAAUCUGGCCACAUAUCUAUGCUUUUCUCCAAACCAAGUUGCCAGAUGUGAGCCAGAAAGAUGCUGCCACUCCCAGGUGAAAUUAGGUCUAUCUUCUGCUCAUCUGUUAUAGCACGCACAUGAUCAUGAGAUUCAGCAGUCACGAAUUUCUUGAAGUAGUGUACCAGACUGAUCAAUAAUUAUGUUCUGCUGUUGUCCGUAACCUACCUUCUGAUAAAACUUUAUCUCCUGUGGGUCUCAUUCUAAUGCUGUAUUUGUUUUUAAUAUUAGAAAUGCCUAAUUUUUGUAAUACAGUAACUCUCUUUAACAAAAGCACCUACUGCUGCAUCUCUGUUAAUCAGAAAAUAUUAAUGUUUUGCAAUACUGAAUGGUGAAGGAAACACAUUUCAGAAUACAGCUUAACUACGAAGCAUCUUGGUUGACUUAAUUAUUCAUGAAUUGACUUUCAGUCUGCAAAAAGCACUUUCAGACCAGAACUGGCAUAGGUUGGAAGGAACCUUUAACAAUAAUUUAGUCCGAACUCUCUGCUACAGGCAAGGAUGUUUCGCUUGAUCAGGUUGCUCAAAGCCAUGUCUAGUCUGAUUUCAAACACCUCCAGUGAUGGGACAUCCACAACUUCUCUGGGCAACCUCUUUCAGCUCCUUAUGACCCUCCUUGUAAAAAAUUUCUUCCUUAUAUAGAUAGAGGUUGGAAAAUGGUCACUUCCUUUAGCUUGGUUGAUUUUGCUGGGUUUAAGUUGCCCUUGACACUUGCUGUGAUGAUUUGCCUUACUACUAAGUUUCUAUUUCUGCCUUCAGCUAAAUUGCUAGCAUGAAAAAUAGUUUAAUGAUGUGUAACAUACUUGGUAAAGCCUCUGUCUUUGUGCAGUGGUGUAAGACUUUUUAGUAAAUAAAAACCAGCAGACACUGGAUCACUGAUCUGGUAAGCCUGUAGCUAGGCAA
Anas platyrhynchos (mallard) is the source of this 1711-nucleotide messenger RNA. The record is from RefSeq and is a predicted model, not a curated record. Lineage: Eukaryota; Metazoa; Chordata; Aves; Anseriformes; Anatidae.